Calidris pugnax (ruff) is the source of this 2819-nucleotide messenger RNA. It is a transcript of the gene TMEFF1, whose product is annotated as transmembrane protein with EGF-like and two follistatin-like domains 1. The transcript has 13 exons. Gene Ontology annotation, molecular function: protein binding. Lineage: Eukaryota; Metazoa; Chordata; Aves; Charadriiformes; Scolopacidae. The coding region runs from base 1 to 1668 and encodes 555 amino acids. The record is from RefSeq and is a predicted model, not a curated record.
AUGGCGGCAGGGCCAGGGCGCCAGGGAGAGGGCUGGAAGCUGGGUCCUGUAGGGCUCCUCCGCCUCAGCAAAUCCCAACAAUGGCGGAAAGAAGAUGCCUGUGAUGCCAGGCCAUGCAUGUGCCUGGAAAACGUCAUCGAUGUGGCCGAAGAAUCCAUGUUAAGCCGAGCUUUGAUGUCUUUGAAAACCAAGGCCCGUUUCCCCGCUUACAGGCACCUGUGGCAGAGGAAAGCUGCCCUUUUCAGAGAAAAUGAACUCAUCACAAAAGCAGUUGAUGGCGAGUACUGGAUGGGAUCCUCCCCUAGGAAAUGCUUGUUAAUCACAGCCAGCCAGUUUUCCGAGCAGCGCACUGGUGCUGGAGCACUGGUUGACUGGGAACACGGCUGUGGCCAGUGCUACCCAGGAGAGCAGCUUGGCAGGUUGCGUGUCUUCGCGCCUUUUGAACUAGGAGACAAUGCGGUGUGCCUUGCAGAGGAGAAAGCUUGGCAGAGCUGCUGCGAGGUGGACAGUCAGUGCCCGUUCAUUGGCAAAGCUGGCACAGCCAGAGAAUCGGCUGCGGCCAUACGCAAGCAGUUUAAUAUGAGGAAAGUUGCAGACAGGUUUGACAGCCCAGACUCGGAAGUAGUGCCAUAUGUAGAUAUGACAAUAUCAUUUAGUGCUAUCAGGCCGAUCUGUAGGCUGCAGUUUUGUGAUAUUGUCACAUUUUGGUUGAGGGCAGCAGAACUAAAUGUGAGGGAAUCCGACGUAAAAGUGUGUGAUGAGUCGUCAUGUAAAUACGGAGGAGUGUGCAAGGAAGAGGGCGACGGCUUGAAAUGUGCGUGUCAGUUCCAGUGUCACACAAACUAUAUUCCUGUUUGUGGAUCAAAUGGAGACACUUACCAAAACGAAUGCUUCCUCAGGAGAGCUUCUUGCAAACAUCAAAAAGAGAUAACAGUGGUAUCAAGAGGACCUUGUUAUUCUGAUAAUGGCUCUGGGUCAGGAGAAGGAGAGUAUGAAGGAUCUGGGACAGAAGUUCAGAGAAAACACUCAAAAUGUGGAGUUUGCAAAUAUAGGGCUGAAUGUGAUGAAGAUGCAGAAAACGUUGGGUGUGUAUGUAAUAUAGACUGCAGUGGAUACAGUUUUAAUCCUGUAUGUGCUUCUGAUGGAAGUUCCUAUAACAAUCCAUGCUUUGUUAGAGAAGCAUCAUGUCUGAGGCAAGAGCAGAUCGACAUCAGGCAUCUUGGACACUGCUCAGACACAGAUGACGCAAACGCAGUUGGAAAGAAAGAUGAUGGCAUGCAGUAUCGGCCGGAGGUGAAAGAUGCCAGUGAUCAAAGAGAAGACAUUUACAUUGGAAACCACAUACCUUGUUCAGAAAGCUUCAACGGCUACUGUAUACAUGGAAAAUGUGAAUUCAUUUAUUCCACUCAGAAGGCUUCCUGCCGGUGUGAAUCAGGAUAUACUGGACAGCACUGUGAAAAGACAGACUUUAGUAUUCUUUAUGUUGUCCCAAGUAGACAAAAGCUUACGCAUGUCCUUAUUGCAGCAAUAAUUGGAGCUGUACAGAUUGCCAUUAUAGUUGCAAUUGUCAUGUGCAUAACAAGAAAAUGCCCCAAAAACAAUAGAGGACGUCGGCAGAAGCAAAACCUAGGCCAUUUUACUUCAGAUACAUCAUCCAGAAUGGUUUAACUUAGUGAUUUUUAUACCUACAUUGACCAUGUGAUGUACAUUUUUAUUAUAUCUUUUUUUAAAGAAUGGAAAUAUUUAUUUCAGAGGCCUUAUUUUUGAACAUUUUUAGUGUAACAAUGUUGGUCUAUAUUCUGAAAGCAUCAGCUCUAACAGCUAUGGACUGUUUUAGUAUCUUUACUUUUAUGUUUUUGAAUACAGUAGUUCGGUUUCUGUAUCUGUAUCACAUGGUUAUAUAAUAGACUUGUGCUUUAUCCAUGGAAUGUAAUAUUUUUGGGAACACAGAUUUAUUCCACCAAUGGUUGUAGAUUUAAAAACAACAACAACAACAAACCAACAAAAAAGUCCACAUUACCUAGCAAACAAGGCAUGAACUAAAGGUAAAAAUGUUUACAGCUUACUUUUCUUAUGAGAAACUAGAAAACACUGUGUUUAAAUACCGUAGAUAUUUAAAUGUUUUUGGAAGUUAGUAACUGAUUUUUUAGACACUGCCUAUCGCAUGAACUGUGAAGCUGUGUGCUGUGUGUAGUUGUAACAUAUUUAUAAAACGUGUGGACUGGGUCUAAGCACUGCCAUCUUCAUAAAUAAUUCCAACGAUUUAUUUUUAAAGAGGAAAAUUAUAAAUUUCAUAAUUGGGGAAGUUACCUGCUAGAGCAGAUGGCACAGGUGCAACAGAAGUAGGUCUUAGUAGAUUUAGGUAUUGUAAAAAUCGGUGUUGAAUAAUCGAACACAAAUAAUUGGAAUAAAGCCUACUUUAUCACUGUUAAAGCUGUUUUAAUACUUCUUAAACUUUUUUAAAGAAAAUACAUGUUUUAACACCUACAAUAUGGAUUGUAUAGUGUUUGUGAUUAAAAUAAAAAAAAAAUAAUAAAAGUGAAUGAAUUACUAGUGCUCUUGUAUAGAGUAUUUUCAAGAGCUAAACAAGUCCAUCCGGAUUAGUCUGCUGGUCAUAGGUAUAUUAAUAGACUGUUAGUUGUCGUUUGAAAGAUCCCGAGAUAAAGUGUGAAUAGGAUGUGUUCAGCUGUUUUAACAUGUAGUGUAGGCUAUCCAAGUUUUGCAUGUAGGAUUUAAUAAUUUGUUCAAUAAAAAAAAAAAAUAAUGCUUUUGACAUUUUGAACUGGAAAAGCAUGUCACAAUACAAUGUUUUCACUAUA